AUGGCGAUGAAUUUUGUAACAUUUAACCAGGACUACAGCUACCUAGCUGUCGGCACCGCGAAAGGCUUUCGCAUAUUUUCGACCGACCCCUUCGUGAAGAGCUAUGAGACAAAAGAAGGAAAUAUCGCCAUGCUGGAGAUGCUAUUUUCCACUUCGCUUGUCGCAUUGAUUCUCUCUCCUCGUCGGCUUCAAAUCACGAAUACAAAGAUCUACGUCUAUGAUAUCCAGACGAUGAAACUGCUGUACACGAUUGAAACAUCACCAAAUCCAAACGCUAUUUGCGCUCUGUCUCCAUCGUCCGAUAAUUGCUAUCUUGCCUAUCCGCUUCCGCAAAAGGCUCCUCCUCCAUCAUUCACUGCUCCUACCCACACUCCUCCAGGGAAUUCACACAUUGCUCCUACGAAUGGAGAGGUGUUGAUUUUCGACGCCCAAAAGCUUGAAGCCAUCAAUGUUAUAGAAGCGCAUCGAUCACCACUGUCGUGUAUCUCAUUGAACAAUGAUGGCACCAUGCUUGCUACCGCAUCCGACAAGGGCACAAUUCUUCGUGUCUUUUCAGUCCCUGACGGCCAUAAGCUGUAUCAAUUUCGCAGAGGAUCGAUGCCAUCGACGAUUUAUAGCAUGUCAUUCAACACUACAUCUACCCUGCUCUGUGUCUCAUCUGCUACGGAGACAGUGCAUAUCUUCAAACUGGGCCACCAAGGAACAGCAACCGGCUCUCCCGGUUCAACUGGAAGCGCGAGCAGUUCACCACCAGGAAACCGUCCGCGUGAAACUUCCGGUAGUAAAGGGCCGGAGAUGGAUGGAUUCCUAGGACGCAAACACGAUGGUACGUUCAUGGGGUUAAUAAGACGCACUUCACAGACACUCGGAACCUCAGUUGCUGCCACGGUAGGCGGAUACCUACCUAAAGGUGUGACGGAGAUGUGGGAGCCAGCACGCGAUUUCGCCUGGAUCAAACUGCCCAAGCAUACUGCAAAUGCGCAGGCACGGUCCGGGCCUGUGAGAAGUGUUGUUGCAAUGAGUAGCAAUACGCCCCAGGUGAUGGUGGUGACGAGUGAUGGUGUCUUCUACGUCUUCAACAUCGAUCUUUCGAAAGGCGGCGAGGGUACACUGACUAAACAGUAUUCGUAA
Messenger RNA from Trichophyton benhamiae CBS 112371, 1131 nucleotides. RefSeq lists its product as uncharacterized. Gene Ontology annotation, biological process: nucleophagy; autophagy of mitochondrion; protein localization to phagophore assembly site. The coding region runs from base 1 to 1131 and encodes 376 amino acids. The transcript is spliced from 4 exons. The record is from RefSeq and is a predicted model, not a curated record. Gene Ontology annotation, molecular function: protein binding; phosphatidylinositol-3,5-bisphosphate binding; phosphatidylinositol-3-phosphate binding. Gene Ontology annotation, cellular component: extrinsic component of membrane; phagophore assembly site membrane; fungal-type vacuole membrane. Lineage: Eukaryota; Fungi; Ascomycota; Eurotiomycetes; Onygenales; Arthrodermataceae.